Grammomys surdaster is the source of this 1962-nucleotide messenger RNA. RefSeq names its product sodium channel epithelial 1 gamma subunit (gene Scnn1g). Gene Ontology annotation, molecular function: ligand-gated sodium channel activity. NCBI's taxonomy places the organism in Eukaryota, Metazoa, Chordata, Mammalia, Rodentia, Muridae. The record is from RefSeq and is a predicted model, not a curated record. Gene Ontology annotation, biological process: sodium ion transmembrane transport. The transcript has 12 exons. Gene Ontology annotation, cellular component: membrane. The coding region runs from base 1 to 1962 and encodes 653 amino acids.
AUGGCGCCUGGAGAGAAGAUCAAAGCCAAAAUCAAAAAGAAUCUGCCUGUUCGAGGCCCCCAGGCACCGACUAUUAAGGACCUGAUGCAUUGGUACUGCCUGAACACCAACACCCACGGCUGCCGCCGCAUCGUGGUGUCCCGAGGCCGCCUUCGGCGCCUGCUGUGGAUCGCGUUCACGCUGACCGCAGUGGCCCUCAUUAUCUGGCAGUGCGCCCUCCUUGUCUUCUCUUUCUACACCGUCUCUGUCUCCAUCAAAGUCCACUUCCAGAAACUGGAUUUCCCUGCCGUCACUAUCUGCAAUAUCAAUCCCUACAAGUACAGUGCUGUGAGUGACCUUCUGACUGACUUGGAUGGUGAGACAAAACAGGCCUUGCUAUCCUUGUAUGGGGUCAAAGAUGUAUCAGAAUCUCGGAAACGUCGGGAAGCAGGAUCCAUGCGGUCCAACUGGGAAGGCACACCACCCAGAUUCCUCAACCUGAUCCCACUGCUGGUCUUCAACGAGAACGAGAAGGGAAAGGCCAGGGACUUCUUCACUGGUCGGAAGCGGAAAAUCAGUGGGAAAAUUAUUCACAAGGCUUCUAGUGUCAUGCACGUUCACAAGUCAAACAAACUGGUGGGAUUUCAAUUGUGCUCAAAUGACACCUCUGAUUGCGCCACCUACACCUUCAGCUCAGGAAUCAAUGCCAUCCAGGAGUGGUACAAGCUUCACUACAUGAAUAUCAUGGCACAGGUGCCUCUAGAGAAGAAAAUCAACAUGAGCUAUUCUGCCGAAGAACUGCUGGUGACCUGCUUCUUCGAUGGGAUGUCCUGUGAUGCCAGGAACUUCACGCUUUUCCACCAUCCAAUGUAUGGGAACUGCUACACGUUCAACAACAGAGAGAAUGCCACCAUCCUCAGCACCUCCAUGGGAGGCAGUGAGUAUGGGCUACAAGUCAUCUUAUACAUAAACGAAGAUGAAUAUAACCCCUUCCUGGUGUCCUCCACUGGAGCCAAGGUGCUUAUCCAUCAGCAGAAUGAAUACCCCUUCAUCGAAGACGUGGGGACUGAGAUCGAGACAGCAAUGUCCACUUCCAUAGGAAUGCACCUGACAGAAUCCUUCAAGCUGAGUGAACCUUACAGCCAGUGCACAGAGGACGGCAGUGAUGUGCCCGUCACAAACAUCUACAAUGCUGCCUACUCCCUCCAGAUCUGCCUUUAUUCAUGCUUCCAAACGAAGAUGGUAGAAAAAUGUGGCUGUGCCCAGUAUAGCCAGCCUCUGCCCCCAGCAGCCAAUUACUGCAACUACCAGCAACACCCCAACUGGAUGUAUUGCUACUACCAGCUGUACCAGGCCUUUGUCCGGGAAGAACUGGGCUGCCAAUCUGUGUGCAAGCAAUCCUGCAGCUUUAAGGAAUGGACACUGACCACCAGCUUGGCACAAUGGCCAUCUGAGGCUUCCGAGAAAUGGUUGCUGAAUGUUCUCACCUGGGACCAAAGCCAGCAAAUAAACAAAAAGCUCAACAAGACGGACCUGGCCAAGCUCUUGAUAUUCUACAAAGACCUGAACCAAAGAUCCAUCAUGGAGAGCCCAGCCAACAGUAUUGAGAUGCUUCUGUCCAACUUCGGUGGACAGCUCGGCCUGUGGAUGAGCUGUUCAGUCGUCUGUGUCAUCGAAAUCAUCGAAGUCUUCUUCAUUGACUUCUUCUCUAUUAUCGCCCGCCGUCAGUGGCAGAAAGCCAAGGAUUGGUGGGCCCGUAGGCGGACACUGCCCUCCACUGAGACUUCCUCCAGCCAGCAGGGCCAGGAUAAUCCAGCUCUGGAUACGGACGACGAGCUGCCCACUUUCACCUCUGCCAUGCGGCUGCCUCCAGCCCCGGAGGCCACAGUGCCUGGCACACCACCCCCUAGAUACAACACCCUACGCUUGGACAGAGCCUUUUCCUCCCAGCUCACAGACACUCAGAUGACCAAUGAGUUGUAA